UGGGGAGAGGGUGCCAUGGAUUUGAGGUAUAUGCAAGAGGUAGACUUGGUGAGACACUGACCAUGGAAGGUGAGGAACCAAAAUGAAAGAGGUGUCAAGAAUCACUCCCAGGAUUUUGGUCUGGUGGAAUGGAUAGAGGCCUUCUAGAUGCCUUCUUGAGCCUGCUUGUGGCCACCCACAGACACUUGUAAGGAGGAGAGAAAUCGGCCCGCUUACAGACACUCUGAAAUGAAGGAUUAGAGGCCAGGAUCCAAGGAGCAAGAACCACAGCCCGAAGGCAAGGGAGCAGGCCCCGACGACGCUACUGCUGAGAGGUCUGCCAUGGCCUCUCUUGGCCUCCAACUCGUAGGCUACAUCCUGGGCCUCCUGGGGCUGAUGGGCACCCUGGUGGCCAUGCUGCUUCCCAGCUGGAGAACGAGCUCCUACGUUGGUACCAGCAUCGUAACGGCGGUCGGCUUCUCCAAGGGCCUCUGGAUGGAGUGUGCCACACACAGCACAGGCAUCACCCAGUGCGACAUCUACAGCACACUCCUAGGCCUGCCCGCUGACAUCCAGGCUGCCCAGGCCAUGAUGGUGACAUCCAGUGCGGUCUCUUCGUUGGCCUGCAUUGUCUCUGUGGUGGGCAUGAGAUGCACAGUCUUCUGCCAGGACUCCCGAGCCAAGGACAGAUUGGCGGUGGUGGGCGGAGUCUUCUUCAUCCUCGGAGGCCUCCUGGGCUUCAUCCCAGUUGCCUGGAAUCUUCAUGGGAUCCUGCGGGACUUCUACUCCCCACUGGUACCUGACAGCAUGAAAUUUGAGAUCGGAGAGGCUCUUUACCUGGGCAUUAUUUCCUCCCUGUUCUCCCUGGUGGCUGGAAUCAUCCUCUGCUUUUCUUGCCCAUUCCAGGGAAAUCGCUCCAACUACUACGAUUCCUACCAGGCCCAGCCCCUCGCAACUAGGGGCUCCCCAAGGUCUGGUCAACCGCCCAAAGUCAAGAGUGAGUUUAACUCCUACAGCCUGACAGGGUAUGUGUGAAGAACCAGGGGCCAGAGCUUGGGUGGGGGGCGGGGGCUGGGUCUGUGAAAACCAGUGGACAGAGCCCACACCCCCAUCCCCCGGGGCCACAGGUGAGGGACAUUGGCACUGGAUCAUGUCAGGUGCUGCUGAGGAUAGACUGACUUUGGCCGCUGGAUCGAGGGAAGGCAGAAACCGGAACUGGUGUGACAGCAUGUAGGGUGGAUUGUCAAGAUGCUUGCCGAGCCAACCUUUCUGUUUCCUUCACCUUGCCCACGGCCCUGCAAUCUCCCUUCACCCCCACCCCAGUCCGAGUCCCCAGCCCUAACUCCAAACUCCACCCCUUAGCCUAGGCCAUGCCACAGAGGCUCCCCUCGGCCUUUUGGUUGACCCGCGGUCCGUCCCCAAACCCACGCAUUAAUUGCAUCCCACUGACUAAACCUCUCUGUGAUCAAAGACCCUCCCUCUGGCUCAUGCUGGCUCUUAGCUCAUUGCUGGGGUGAGGUGGGGGUAAGGAGGGGUGGUGGCCUUUAUGGGCAUGGCUCUCACCAACCUCCCAAGCUUCUCUCCAAAGAAACUGGCCAGUAAUGGAGCCCAGAGCAUCCAUCCCAUUGUUCUUAUGACUCCACAGUGUUCAGACUGGUUUGUGCAUGGACUGAAAUAAAACCACCCCGCGGUACCGAGGGAACAGAGAGCAACCGGGUGCAGGAUGAGAGGGAGGGAAGGCGGCCAAGGACCAAAAAAAGACCUGACUCACAGGCCCGGGGCAUUUCCUGGAAUUCCCUCCCACUGUGGGUUGGGGAUCUAGCCACCCCCGCUCCUGCUAGGGGAAA
Messenger RNA from Zalophus californianus (California sea lion), 1826 nucleotides. It is a transcript of the gene CLDN2, whose product is annotated as claudin 2. The record is from RefSeq and is a predicted model, not a curated record. The coding region runs from base 322 to 1014 and encodes 230 amino acids. NCBI's taxonomy places the organism in Eukaryota, Metazoa, Chordata, Mammalia, Carnivora, Otariidae. The transcript has 2 exons. Gene Ontology annotation, biological process: bicellular tight junction assembly; calcium-independent cell-cell adhesion. Gene Ontology annotation, cellular component: bicellular tight junction; plasma membrane. Gene Ontology annotation, molecular function: structural molecule activity.